GGACCCUACCAAUCCCAUUAUUUAUAGCAAUGUUCCCUACUGAAUGAUCGAUCAUCCACCAUCACUCAUUACAUAUAUACUCCCCUUCUCUCUCCCUCACCCCAAAUACAAUACUUAUGAUACUAUAACACAGCACAAUACAAGAUAUCAUCAAUGGCACUUCAAUUUCAUCUCAUCAUCAAUACAGUGCUUCUUCUCCUCCUUCUCCUUCUGAUUAUUCUUCUGCCAUUAGCCCAUGGUGGGCAACGGCCACCCUCCCCUGGGUACUACCCCAGCUCCCGGUUCCGGUCCAUGAGCUUCCGCCAGGGCUAUAGAAAUCUCUGGGGUCCAAACCACCUCAGUUUUGACAACAAUGGCAUCAACAUUUGGCUUGACAGGAACUCAGGAAGUGGGUUCAAGUCGGUGAAGCCUUUUCGAUCGGGGUACUUCGGAGCAUCCAUUAAGCUCCAGCCAGGUUAUACUGCAGGAGUUAUUACAGCUUUCUACCUUUCGAAUAAUGAAGCCCAUCCGGGGAACCACGAUGAGGUGGACAUUGAGUUUCUAGGGACCACGUUUGGGAAGCCUUACACACUCCAAACGAAUGUGUACGUCCGAGGAAGCGGUGAUGGAAGAAUUAUUGGAAGGGAGAUGAAGUUUCAUUUAUGGUUCGAUCCCACUCAGAGUUUUCAUCAUUAUGCCAUUCUCUGGAGCCCCAGAGAGAUCAUAUUCUUGGUGGAUGAUGUGCCAAUAAGAAGGUAUCCAAGAAAGAGUGAUGCCACAUUCCCACUUAGGCCAAUGUGGGUUUAUGGGUCGAUUUGGGAUGCUUCCUCGUGGGCCACUGAGGAUGGCAAAUACAAAGCUGAUUAUAGAUACCAACCCUUCAUCGGAAAAUUCUCCAACUUCAAGGCCACCGGCUGCUCCGCCUAUGCCCCGGCCAGGUGCCGCUCGGUCUCCGCCUCGCCCGCCCGGUCCGGCCGUCUGACGUGGCAGCAGAACAGGGCUAUGCAGUGGGUGCAAAGGCAUUAUAUGGUAUAUAACUAUUGCUUUGACCACAAGAGGAACCAUGCCCUAACACCCGAAUGCUGGACUUAAUCUUCGAUUAAAUUAAAUUAAAUUAAAUGAAGGAUUGAUUGUUCAUCAUCAUAUAUAUAUAUAUUACCCAUGUCCUGACCACAUACAUGCACACAUUACAGAUAUAUAUAUAUAUAUAAUGUAUAGAGAGAGAGAGAGAGGAAGAGGGUCUUUACUUUUCUCUUUUAAAGCAAAAGAUGGUUUCUUGAUGAUCCAAGAAAUAUAUCUAAAAUUGGAAAUGAAUGGUGUUUGCUCUUUCAUCCUUAAAUUGGAUAUGUUGAUGCGUUUUUUAUUACUAGGAGAUUUAAGGGUUGAAUUAAGUAUUUUUCACUGACAUUGACUCUCAUAGAUUCUUUCGUUCAAUUCAGUAAAUUGACUCAUGACUGUGGGAUCUGUGAAUUUGUUCUUCUCGACAAAUUCAAAUUAUUGGAGGAUGUGAGUGAGUAUGACUUGUAUUCAGACAAACCUGUGGCUGGGGGCCAAUGUAAUUUAUACCCUAAGGUGGGGUGGGCUGGGGGUAUUUUUAUUU
Messenger RNA from Andrographis paniculata, 1579 nucleotides. Its product is annotated as probable xyloglucan endotransglucosylase/hydrolase protein 32. The record is from RefSeq and is a predicted model, not a curated record. NCBI's taxonomy places the organism in Eukaryota, Viridiplantae, Streptophyta, Magnoliopsida, Lamiales, Acanthaceae. Gene Ontology annotation, cellular component: apoplast; cell wall. Gene Ontology annotation, biological process: xyloglucan metabolic process; cell wall biogenesis. Bases 154 to 1071 code for a protein of 305 amino acids. The transcript is spliced from 4 exons. Gene Ontology annotation, molecular function: xyloglucan:xyloglucosyl transferase activity; hydrolase activity, hydrolyzing O-glycosyl compounds.